ACGUGUUCAUCAUGAGAGUGUUUGCAGUAAUCCUGGCGCUGGCCGUCCUCACAGGCUGCAGCGCUCGCAGUAUUCCUCCACAAGACUUCCUCAACUGGGAGGCUCCACUCGCCAAGUUCACCAGUUAUUUCUCCGACAUGAACGAUAAAACCGACGAUCUGCUGGAGAAAAUCAAGAGCUCCGAGAUCAGCAGAGAACUGGACACCCUGAUCCAGGACAGCAUGUCGGAGCUGGCCAUGUACCGGGACGACCUGCAGACCAAGCUGGCUCCGUACACCCAGGAGGCAGCUGAACGUCUGGGCAAGGACCUGAAGAAGAUGGCCGACAAGCUGCAGGAGCACAUGAAGGAGGCCCGGGACCAGAUGGGGAGGUACGGCAGCGAGCUGCAGACCAUGAUGGAGCAGAACAGCGACGACGUCCGGGUCCGAGUGUCGGCCUACAGCCGCAAGAUGAAGAAACGCCUCAACAAGGACUCCGAGGAGAUCAAGAGACGCGUGUCCGACUAUCUGGAGGAGCUUCAGACCAGAAGCUCGGAGAACAUGGAGGAGAUGAGGACUCGCCUGGACCCCUACUUCGCUCAGGUCCGAACCAACGCCCAGGCCAAGAUCACCACCCUGAACGACCUGCUGAUAGCUCAGGUGGAGAACGUGAAGAGCAAAAUCCAGAAGGCCACCGAGGACAUCAAGGAACAGUGGGAGGACACUGCUGAAGACCUGCGAUCCACCCUGAAGGAGAAGAUGGCGGAGCUGCGCAACUGGUUCCAGCCCUACAUCUCCAUGUUUAGAGAAGAGUAAACAUCAUCAGUCCAGACUUCCUGUUCUUCUGUUUGAUUCAUGGAAAGAGUUCGAAGAAUGAUCAUCAAUAAAAACGUCUCCUUACAGAA
Amphiprion ocellaris (clown anemonefish) is the source of this 883-nucleotide messenger RNA. It is a transcript of the gene apoea, whose product is annotated as apolipoprotein Ea. Gene Ontology annotation, cellular component: extracellular region; intermediate-density lipoprotein particle. Bases 12 to 794 code for a protein of 260 amino acids. Gene Ontology annotation, molecular function: lipid binding. Gene Ontology annotation, biological process: negative regulation of neuron apoptotic process; cholesterol catabolic process; positive regulation of nitric-oxide synthase activity. Lineage: Eukaryota; Metazoa; Chordata; Actinopteri; Pomacentridae. The transcript has 4 exons. The record is from RefSeq and is a predicted model, not a curated record.